Messenger RNA from Musca vetustissima, 789 nucleotides. Its product is annotated as aquaporin-4-like. The transcript has 2 exons. Gene Ontology annotation, biological process: transmembrane transport. Gene Ontology annotation, molecular function: water channel activity. Gene Ontology annotation, cellular component: plasma membrane. The coding region runs from base 1 to 789 and encodes 262 amino acids. The record is from RefSeq and is a predicted model, not a curated record. NCBI's taxonomy places the organism in Eukaryota, Metazoa, Arthropoda, Insecta, Diptera, Muscidae.
AUGUUAUCGCCGCCUUCUUCGGCUGUUUCCGCUUCGACAGUGCCUUUAGUAAACGCGCAAACGAAUCAACGCGCCAGCAUGGAUAUUCGCCUGAAACUAGUGCUGCAGUGCUUCUUUGCGGAAUUUUUCGGCACUGCUAUGGUUUUGUUUAGCGGUUGCAUGGGUGCCCUGGAGACGGGACUUUUCGAUAACUCCCACUUCCAAUAUAGUUUAAAUAUGGCCUUGAUGGUAAUGGUAGCCGUCCAGUGUUUUGGUCAUGUAUCGGGUGGUCAUAUAAAUCCCGCUGUAACAUUGGCCGGUUGGAUUUGUGGUGUCGUUAAGUUUCAUAUGGUGUUGGCAUAUUUCGUUGGACAAUUUUUGGGUUCCAUUGCUGGAUUUGGAUUAUUAAAAUUAAUUGUGUCAACUGAUAAUGGAUUUUGUAUGACCCUGCCGGGAAAUAAUAUUAGCACGGGUCAAGCAUUUGCCAUCGAAUUUGUAAUAACGAGUAUUCUCAUUACCGUUUGUUGUUCGACUUGGGAUGAUAAGAAUUCGAAAUUUCAAGAUUCAUUGGCGCUGCGAUUGGGUUUGACAGUUGGAACAUUGCUAUUUUCAGCGGGUAAUCUAAGUGGUGGCAGCAUGAGUCCUGUACGUUCCUUCGGUCCAGCCCUAUGGUCAAUGGAUUUCACUCAACACUGGAUAUAUUUUGUGGCACCCAUGUCCGCAUCAUUGGUUACAAGUUUGGUUUAUAAAGCUGUAUUUAUGUCAACACAAGAAAUGGCUUCACACCUUUCAAUACAUGUUGUGGAUUGA